AUGGCUCAAAGAACCACCAUAACAAAAUCAAACAUUGAGAAUAGUAAGACUACUUUAAAGGCUAAGGAUCAUUCAAGUCAAAGGGAGGCUACUGAUCAAUAUCAUCAUCGAAUCAAGCCUGUUCUAUCUAUGGCUGAAACCUUAAAGGAGAAGGUAGCAAAAUCAACAAAGCCAAACAUCAACAAGACAAUGAUAACCCCUGAAGUUAUAUUGAUUAAUGGAAUCAAAGUCAAGAUAAAUUGCAAGAAUAGUGUAAAAUUGGCUAAAAACUUUGGAGAUUAUGAGAAGAAAAGGCUAGAAGGUCUUGAAUGGCAGAAAUUUGCAAGAAUACUAAAGAAUGUCAAUGGAGAUAUCAAGUUUGAUUUAAAGAUUGUAGAAUUCACUCCUGAAAAUCAAGUCAAGGGAGAUGUAGGCUAUACUUGUAAACACAGAAGAUCUCAUUGCAUACAUCAUGAAGAAUUGAAGAAGGCUUUUAUAACUUGGCCAUUUGCUCUAGCAAUUAUCAAACAACAUNUGAUGUGGGAAUGCACUCUUGGUGCUCCUACCGCUACAUUUGUUGUUGUUUCCACAAAGAACGAUCUCAAAGAUUCACUCUACUGGAAUAGUUUGUUUUAUUCUACUACUGUUGAUGAACCAAUUUCAAAAGAGGAAGGAAUUGAAUUUACAAAAGCAAUAGGAGCUGUCUCGUUUAUUGAAACAAGUGCAAAAACAGGCGAAGGAACAAUUGAUUUCGAUAAGAGACUUGGAUUAUUGACACAUACUCAUUUGCACAUUUUGGAAAACCCACAAAAAAUUGAAACAAACAAGAACCACAAGGAGAAGAAAUGUACUGUUCAGUAG
Messenger RNA from Naegleria gruberi, 840 nucleotides. RefSeq lists its product as uncharacterized. The transcript has 2 exons. Lineage: Eukaryota; Heterolobosea; Eutetramitea; Acrasida; Naegleriidae. The coding region runs from base 1 to 840 and encodes 279 amino acids. The record is from RefSeq and is a predicted model, not a curated record.